AACGCGGGCCGCGCUAUACGCAUGCGCGAAGCAGUAUCAGUGUACUACUACGAAAAUAACCGAAUAUUUUAUACGAAGUUUAUUUUUGCCAUUUGGAUGUUGGAUUUAUUGUUACGAUGGAGCUUCAGAUGAUGAUUUUAUGCGUUAUCCCGGUCAUUGUAACAUCGGUAACUAUAUUACCGAAUGGCAACAGUCCUGAAAAGAAAAUGAUUGCUGAUUUGAUGGCACAACACAGUGAGAUUAAAACAAUGACAUCAAGGCCAGACACUAUUGUUUUGAAUAAGUAUUUGCCUAACAGGCCACAUAAAAUCAAUAGUACAAAGAUAGGAAUAAACGAAAGGUAUCGACGGUUGAUACCAUAUAUGACAUUUUACUAUGCAAACGACGUAGCUACACCACCUACAGAAGCGCAGCACGAUGAAGUGAAAUCGAUAGAAGUGGAAAAGGCCCAAAUAAUUGAAGCUGGAAGUAUUGAGGAAGAAAGGGAACCGAGAAUAAUUCAUUACAUUCCACGCCAGAAAAAUAUCCCGAGAUAUCAGGGAAACCGUUUGACGCAACAUAACAUCGCAUCCGCUAAUCCCACUAAACUUUACUAUAAAGAGGUUCAGCCUACAUAUUAUCAAAACUCUCAAAAAUUCUCUCCGAACUAUAAUCCAAUUUUACACUUUCAAAAAGUGGCAGAUCGAGAGCGCGAAUAUGAGAGAUUUGUACAGAAACCUGUAAAAUCCAGUGCAUCAUAUUCUACGCAUCCUCGAAAACCUAUCUUUAAUACGUAUCAAAAUGAAGAUGAAAAUAUACAAUACUAUCAAGCAGAAAAAGAUGAAGGUCCAAAAUAUAAAUUAGUCCCAUAUGAACAAACACCACCUAUAAGAGUACUUUCGAAUUCAGAGGAAAUAAAUGUUUAUAACAAGCAUUACAACGUGCCAGCUCAAAUUUCCAAGGAACACGUUUAUAUUAAACCGAAGCCAAUUCACCCACAAUAUACUUACUAUAGCAGUCCACAGUAUAAGCCAAGAAAACCACCAACAACAAUAUCCGAGAUGUAUUACGAAAAACAGCCCAUAAUUGAAAGUGGAUUUCAGCCAAUCUUUUCUCCACGUCAACCGUCGACUGAGAGUCCGCAAUAUUUAGAAGCAUUAAGCAAGCCAGAAAAAGAAAAAAUACAAAAUAUACAAGUUGUAACAGAAUCAAUUAGACCGGAACUGGAACAUACUAGCAAAAAGCCAUAUUAUCAAUUGGUACUAGAAGAACCAAGUUACAUAUCUAAGCCAACACAUAAUGAAAAUACAAAGACUAUGAGCCUAGCAGAUCUUCUUAAUUCACUGCAAAUUAAUAAAUCAAUACCUAGGCCAAUUACAAAAGAAAAUGUUAGUGCAUCUAUUACUACGUUGCUUCAAGUCUUAAAUGCUCUAAAAGCCCAGGAGAGUGUUUUGGAAGCACCAGUUUUAAGUACUCCAAAAGCAUUUGUCCCAACAGAAGUAUCAAUAAAUACUACACCAAACCCCAUAGCGCCGCCAGCUACAAUUCGGCCUGAAACGCAGAAUACAGAUUUUAACGAAGAGCCUUAUUUAGCAGACGUAAAUCCUCCUUCGCAACAUUUGGAUGAAUAUUCAUCAGGUGGAAGCAGCCAGCAGUAUCCCUUACCAAUUAAUUCCGAUGAAGAGGGCGGAACUCCGGGGCGUCCUGGUAUUGACUACCCCAUCUUAACAGUGAUCCCUCAAACUAAAUUCGAUUGCAAGACUCAGCGGUACAAAGGGUUCUUCGCAGACCCCGAAACCAGAUGUCAGGUGUGGCAUUACUGUGAUCUGAACGGCGGCCAGGCAUCUUUCCUGUGCCCCAACGGAACUAUAUUCUCUCAGGCGGGGCUCACCUGUGAUUGGUGGUUCAAUGUACGAUGUGCUUCGACGGCACAACUCUAUGUACUUAAUGAGAGUCUAUAUAAAUUUAUAUUGCCACAUUCUCCCAAGUUUCCAGAGGAUUACAGUGGCCCACUAGUUGACAAAUAUUUAACUCUAAAAUUCAAAGAGAUGGAAGAACAAUUUAAGAAAAAUAAAAAGAAGACCGCAUCGGAGACGACUGAAUCUUCUGAUUCCACCGAGGUUGCAGAAAACAAGAGUGAAGAAAGUUAUAACAAUGCGGAUGACGUAAGAAAUGGAGGUGUCAUAAUUGCAUCGGCGGGUUCUACCGGGAACGUGGAGAGAUUACAUGACAAGUAGAAUAUGAAUGUAAGGCACUCUCGUAAUCCAGACGGCGAAUUAACCGUAAAACGUAAUUCACGGUCAAAUGUAAUGUUGUCUCUGUUAUGCAGUUAUGAAGUCAGCAAUGUCAGAGUCAAAUGAAAUCUAAAUAAGAAUGUACGUCCUACACUGACCUCUACUAUUUACCACUGGACUGGCGGCUGUCAAAGUGCUUUUGUGCCUGUUUGAUGUUCGUCAUUUUGGCGCUGUUGGCAUUGUAGCGUGAGUCUGCGUGAUGUACUAAAACUAGUGGUGACAACCUCAGCUAAACAAACAUACAACGAUAGGAAAAAUAUUUACAAAAAAAUGUGUACUUUAUUACGUUGAUUCCUGAAGUAUAAAUAACACGGAAAACGACCGAAAUUAAUUCAAAAUGCAAAAAUACUUUCAGAGUAUCGUACGCUUCUCUCGCAGCCAUGUAUAUUAUACGUCAAAAUUAGUUCUCUGAACACUCGCGAGUGGCGUUUCAAAAAGGCACAAAAAUAUUGCUGUGAAACACAUGGAACUGCCUGUCCAGUGGUAUUUAUACAGGUCAUUGACGUCCUAGAGGUGACGUAGCUGCGUUGGACAUGUCGCUUCACAAGUGACUUAGGACUAGCGUGUGUAGUGAUGUAGUAUUUAUUAAUCGGAAUUGUGAACAUGAAACAACGCGUUAACAUGGUGUAUUUUGGGCAACAUAUUUAAAGGCGAAGUACUUCCACAGCCUACAACUGUAGGUAUAAAUCAAAAUAUUACAGUUCAUCGGCAAGUCUUUUUUUAAAUGAGCUACUGUUUUUUAAAUAUGGCGAUAAUUUUUCAUUGACAUUCAUGAUUUAUUCGUAUUGUCCACCAUUGCUAUACAAACCUCUCAAGUCUCAAUAUUCGGAGCGUUGCAAUCACAAUGUUUCAUACAUUUCAUUGCUACACGUACAUAUAGAGGGCAGUCGACCCGCAAAGAAUUAGCAGUUAAAGCAUUUUCUAUAACAUUCUUAUUUAUAUUUUUUCGAUUUUAACAAUGCAUUUGAUUUUGGAUAACAAAUUGUGACGCCUUCCGGAAAAAGGAUCUAAUCAUCUCUUCGUUUAUUUCACGUUUAAAAUUGAAUUUCGUCAAAACGCAAUUAAUUAGGGACGCAUGCGGUAUGGGUAUAAGCUUUUGAUUUUAUUAAACCUAUGCUUUAAUUGGGUUAUUGCGUCGUAUAUGUAAAAGGACCCUGAUAGUGCUUUGAUUAAAUAUAGGCUAACUACAAAAAAUGUGAACCGUCACGGGUCGCCUGGCAGAUGUGAAACAUCGACAUUAUUUUGUAAAACUAAGAUGCAGAAAAGAACAUAUUGUGAUAGGAACUAAAUAUGUCAUAAUGAUAAAAUAAAAUAUUACGAUUUUUUUCCAGAUAACGAUGACUAUUUAUUGAAUAAACAUUUAUUUUCAUUAAAUACAAAAAUUUACGAAUUUAUUUCAAAUCGUGACUACUUAAUUUGUUUAAUCAGUGACUUCGGUAAUAGUUAUAUUCGAUGUUGCCUCUGAGGACGGUAUUACUGUGAAAAGGCGACGCGUCGCCACGCCAGAAAUCGGUUUUACGUGCGGCUAUAGAUGUUUCACAUCAACAAUUAAAAUUUUAGAUUCAGCUCAACAGCUAUGCGCGAAUACAUCGCGUUGUAUUCUUGACAAAAAAAAAUAAGUUAUUAUUAUCCAUAUAAACCAUUACUAUACUUACCCAUCUAAGUUUUAUAUUAUUUCCAGCGAUUCUUCCUUUUGUCAAUAACUGUAUGAGUAUGCUGAGUUUUGACGAAGGUUUUUUUUUUAUGGUAUAAACGAACAUUCGGGUCAUCUGACACCCGGUGGUAAGUGAACUCCGGAGCAUUGUCGUCCUUUUGGGCAACCACGUAGUUUUGAUGUGGAUAUUCCGCUCCGGGAAGUUCGUACGUAGUACUUGGGGAGUUAAGAAUAAUAGAAUUUCCUUCAUUUUAUUCUGUUUACUAAGCAACUGUGUGUUAGAUAUGGUUUUAUGUCCGAGUUUAAUAAAAUCCAUUUCACGACCUGCAUGCCGUAUUUUCUAGAAACAUCUAUCCUGUAACAGCUUAGUAUAUAGUAAACUGUGAUAGUUUUGAGUACCCAUUAUUUAUGUGAAUGUAAACGAGAAAAACGUGUCAGGAAUUGAGCUUGCCAUAUGACGCCAUGUUUAAUUCUUGAACUAAGUCAGAAAUGCCAUUGACGUACAAUAAACACUUACGGCCGUUCCCAAUAUUCAGUCUAUCUCUUACUUGAGAUAAAAUAUUUUUGUGUCCCAAUAAACUUAUCGACGGUAACUCACCUUAUCCGCACACGCUGUGUGUCAACGGGACGACGUAUACCUUACCAGCGAUAGAAGUUUGUAUGGAAAUUGCGAUUCACGCGUCCCAAUAUAAGGCGAUAAGAAUGACUUACUUAAUUACUGACAGUAGAAAGUAGUAAAAUUAAAUAAUAAAAUAAAUAUUCAUUCUAAUUAACACCUUAUUUCGUCGCAGUAUUGUUAAAAGUCUAUUGUAUUAAACUCUGCCUAAUAGACGCAUAGGCAGAGUUUUGCUUUUUGAGCGUGAGUAUGUUUAUUUUGCGUCAAUGAGAGAAGUGUAUAUGUAGUUAUUGUUUUAAGUCUAUUGUCGUUGGUUUUAAAUAUAGCAAUUGUGUUAUAAUGGCUUACUUAGUUUGUUUAAUUAUUAAUAGUUACAUUUAACGUGACAAAUUAAAUUCUUUAUUUUUUACUGUGAACCAGAAUUAUUGUAACACGUAUGUAGGUAACUAUAUAUAUAUAUAUAUGCAAAUAACUGUAUUGAGUUAAUAUAAGGAAGUGUGAGAGAGUGGUGCAUUCUAGAAUGAGAUCGAUCCUAUUUAUUGAUAUUUCAAGUUAAAAAUAGGGUUGCCAAUUUUAACUAAAAUAAAUAGAGUAUAUAUAUAAAUCUUGUGUCACAAUGUUUGUCCUCAAUGGACUCCUAAACUAAUGAACGGAUUUUAAUGGGGAUUACUUCAUGGAGUGCAGUUUGGUCCAACUUGAGAGAUAGGAUAGUUUUUAUUUCGAUUUGGGACCCAAAAUUAUUUUUAUUUUCAAUAUUUGUUUUGUAUGGACAUAUUUUCUAUGAGAGAAUUUAGUGACGCACGGUUUGACAGUUCCGCUGUGAAACAAUUUCAUUAUAACAGGAGCAUUUUUUACGAAAUAAAUCUUGAUAUUUUGAAAUAUUAUUGGCAAAUUCCUAUAAAACUGUAUGUUUUAUUUUUAUAAUCUACAGAACAACGUCUGUCGGGGCAGAUAGUAGAGUAUAUUAUCUAAUUUCAAAGGAGGUAAACAAAAAGUGCGCAAUUCCGAAAAGAGUGUCAUUUAAUUUAUAGUUUUAAAAUAGUAUUUUUUGUACAUGACAUUAGCUGUGGCUGCGUUCAGUAACGUCCGAAUAUGGCUUGGGGGAUUUUGGAAUACCAACGUAUUAACAGUAAAUAGUGGACUUUUUUGGUUAUGAUAAUGGGUUUGCGUAACCAUUGGCCUAGUGCCAAUGUAGAAACAUUUGUAAAAAAGAGUAUUUUAGAACUCUAUUAGUGUUAUAGAUUAUGAUAUAUACAAUACUCUAUUUUAAAUUACGGUUGGCAACCCUAGUUAAAAGUGCAAUGUAGGUAUUAGCUAUACAAAUAGAUAAUAAGUAUUUUUAUGGUGCAAUAAAACCCGUCUAAAA
Messenger RNA from Leptidea sinapis, 5909 nucleotides. RefSeq lists its product as uncharacterized. The transcript is spliced from 5 exons. Gene Ontology annotation, cellular component: extracellular region. Lineage: Eukaryota; Metazoa; Arthropoda; Insecta; Lepidoptera; Pieridae. Gene Ontology annotation, molecular function: chitin binding. Bases 117 to 2216 code for a protein of 699 amino acids. The record is from RefSeq and is a predicted model, not a curated record.